Molecule: messenger RNA, 3960 nt
Organism: Linum tenue
Lineage: Eukaryota; Viridiplantae; Streptophyta; Magnoliopsida; Malpighiales; Linaceae
Source: the annotation of a GenBank genome assembly
CUUUAAAGAAAACAAAAGAAUUUCUUUCUGUCUUGGAAAACAGAACGAGCCCUCAUCUUGUUCACGGUCCAGUAGACAAUUGAGAAUGGGAAGAGAGAGACAGAAAGAAGCAACGAGACAAAAAUGAUUGAUCUUGAAAUCUCUUAGAAAGGAACACUUCUCCCUUCUUCUUCUUCCACACUCGCCACCCACCAUUUUCAGCUGCUUAGCUUGCUGGUUACCGGUGAGCUAAGAAACCAACACCAACACGCUUGGAGAAGAAAAUUAUCAGCAAAACUUAUCCCCAGCAAGAAGUUGUCACUCACUGGAGUAGUCACAGAGAGUGUUGAGGAGCUCAGUAUUAUCAGCAGGCAAGAACGUUCAGGGAAAGAUGUCUACUUCAAGACCUAGUCAAGCCUCCAGCAACUCUGGGAGAGCAAGGCACAGCGCUAGAGUUAUUGCUCAGACCACGGUGGAUGCAAAGCUUCAUGCGGACUUUGAGGAGUCGGGCAGUUCUUUUGACUACUCGAGCUCAAUGAGAGUAACCAGUUCCCUCCCUGGACGUCAACAACCUAGGUCCGACAAAGUAACCACGGCUUAUCUUCAUCAUAUCCAGAAGGGCAAGGUGAUCCAGCCUUUCGGCUGCUUGCUAGCACUGGACGAGAAGUCGCUGAAAGUGAUUGCAUACAGCGAGAAUGCUCCGGAAAUGCUGACGAUGGUUAAUCAUGCAGUACCAAGUGUGGGAGACCAUCCAUUUCUGGGCAUUGGAACUGAUUUGAGGACUAUCUUCACAGCACCUAGUGCCACUGCCUUGCUUAAGGCCCUUGGAUUUGGGGAUGUUGCUCUGCUGAAUCCCAUCUUAGUUCAUUGCAAGACUUCAGGGAAGCCUUUUUAUGCUAUCGUCCAUCGGGUAACUGGUAGCUUGAUAAUUGACUUCGAACCUGUGAAGCCUUAUGAGGUGACUACGUCAACGAAGGGUGCGCUGCAAUCGUACAUGCUUGCUGCUAAAGCAAUAACUCGGUUGCAAUCAUUACCUAGCGGGAGCAUGGAAAGACUUUGCGACACCAUGGUUCAGGAGGUGUUUGAGCUUACCGGAUAUGAUAGGGUGAUGGCUUACAAAUUCCAUGAUGAUGAUCAUGGGGAAGUUGUCUCUGAGCUCACAAAGCCCGGAUUGGAGCCGUACUUGGGUUUGCAUUAUCCAGCAACUGAUAUUCCACAGGCAGCACGAUUCCUGUUUAUGAAAAAUAAGGUUAGGAUGAUUGUUGAUUGCCGUGCAAAGCACAUCAAGGUACUUCAAGAUGAUGAACUUCCAUUUGAUCUGACCUUAUGUGGUUCUACCCUGAGGGCCCCUCACACUUGUCACUUACAGUACAUGGAAAACAUGGACUCUAUUGCUUCGUUGGUUAUGGCUGUCAUUGUGAAUGAGGGGGAUGAUGAUAGUGACAUUACUAGCUCUGAACAGCCCCAGAAGCGAAAAAGGCUUUGGGGUUUAGUUGUAUGUCAUAAUACUAGCCCGCGGUUUGUUCCAUUCCCUCUUAGGAGUGCUUGUGAGUUUCUAGCUCAAGUAUUUGCUAUCCAUGUGAAUAAAGAGCUAGAGUUAGAAAAUCAGAUGGUGGAAAAGAAUAUCCUUCGUACUCAGACACUAUUAUGUGAUAUGUUGAUGCGUGAUGCACCGUUAGGUAUUGUAACACAGAGUCCAAACAUUAUGGAUCUAGUGAAAUGUGAUGGUGCUGCACUAUUUUACAAGAACAAGGUGUGGAGGUUGGGUGCAACACCUAGCGAUUUCCAGAUACAAGAUAUUACUCGCUGGCUCUCCGAGUACCAUAUGGAUUCCACUGGUCUGAGUACGGAUAGCUUGUAUGAUGCAGGUUACCCAGGAGCUUUGGCUCUUGGUGAUGUGGUUUGUGGAAUGGCAGCUGUGAGAAUAACUUCUGGUGACCUUCUAUUUUGGUUCCGUGCUCAAACUGCAUCUGAAGUUCGAUGGGGUGGUGCAAAGCAUGAACCUGGAGAGGAAGAUGACGGAAGGAAAAUGCACCCAAGAUCUUCUUUCAAGGCAUUCCUUGAAGUUGUCAAGACAAGGAGCUUGCCUUGGAAGGACAAUGAAAUGGAUGCCAUCCAUUCUCUGCAGCUUAUAUUAAGAAAUGCAUUCAAGGAUGGCGAGGCCUUAGAUGUGGAUACAAGAAUGAUUCACACAAGGCUUAGUGACCUAAAAAUUGACGGGAUGCAAGAACUAGAAGCAUUGACCGGUGAGAUGGUCCGUUUGAUCGAAACAGCUACAGUGCCAAUCUUAGCAGUUGAUGUUGAAGGUCUUGUCAAUGGGUGGAAUUCCAAAAUUGCCGAGUUAACUGGUCUUAAUAUUGAUGAAGCAAUAGGAAAACAUUUGUUGACCCUUGUGGAAGAUUCUUCAAUAGACUCAGUGGAGCAGAUGCUAUCUUCCGCAUUGCAAGGUGUAGAGAGGAGCAAAAUGUCGAAUUCGAGAUAAAAACUCAUGGUUCCAGGAGUGACUUUGGUCCCAUUAGAUUAGUUGUGAACGCUUGUGCAAGUCGAGACCUUCAAGAGAAUGUUGUAGGGGUCUGCUUUGUGGCUCAAGAUAUCACUGGGCAUAAAAUCGUUAUGGACAAAUUCACCCGUAUAGAAGGUGAUUACAAAGCAAUUGUACAGAAUCCAAAUCCAUUGAUCCCUCCAAUAUUUGGAAUUGAUGAAUUUGGCUGGUGCUCCGAGUGGAAUACAGCCAUGAUGAAGCUCACUGGUUGGAAGCGAGAAGAGGUACUGGAUAAAAUGCUGUUAGGGGAGGUGUUUGGGACCAAUGUGGCAUGUUGUCGUCUCAAAAACAAAGAAGUGUUUGUUAAUUUGGGCGUUGUACUAAAUAGUGCAAUGACCGGCCAAGAACCUGAGAAACUGUCCUUUGGUUUCUUUUCACGGAAAGGAAAGUAUGUCGACUGCUUGUUGUGUGUCAGCAAAAAGUUGGACCAAGAGGGUGCAGUGAAUGGAGUGUUCUGCUUCCUGCAGCUAGCUAGCCAAGAGCUGCAACAAGCGCUUCAUGUUCAGAGGUUGUCAGAGCAAACUGCACAAAAGAGGUUGAAAACAUUGGCUUACAUAAAAAGGCAGGUUAGAAAUCCUCUGUCUGGAAUGAUAUUUUCCCGGAAAAUGAUGGAGAGCACCGAGCUGAGAGCAGAACAGAAGCAGCUUCUGCAUACCAGUGCACAAUGCCAACGUCAGCUUAGUAGGAUCAUUGAAGACUCAGAUCUCGAUAGCAUCAUUGAAGGGUGCUCGGAUCUGGAAAUGGUUGAGUUCACUCUGCAUGAAGUACUGGUUGCCUCUAUCAGUCAAGUUAUGAUGAAGUGCAACGGGAAGGGUAUUCAAAUAGUUAACGAUGUAGCAGAAGACAUCAUGGAUGAGACCUUAUACGGAGAUAGCAUUCGGCUUCAGCAGGUGUUGGCAGAGUUCUUGCUGAUAUCGGUAAACUUCAUGCCAACGGGCGGACAGCUUACUGUAGCAGCUAACUUGAGCAAGGACCAGUUAGGGCAGUCUGUACAUCUCGUGAAUUUGGAGCUAAGGAUAAUGCAUGGCGGUUCUGGGGUACCUGAAGGAGUAUUGAGCCAAAUGUUUGACGUGGAUGGCGAUACCUCAGAGGAGGAGGAGGGUGUCAGCUUGCUGAUUAGCCGGAAGCUGGUGAAGCUCAUGAAUGGAGAUGUGAAGUACCUAAGGGAGGCUGGGAAGUCGAGUUUCAUAAUCUCGGUUGAACUCGCCACUGUCGCAACUCCUGAACCCUAAAUGCUUCCCUGCCUUCUUCUUUUGUAACGAGUAUGUAACUCAAAAGGGAGUCCUUUGGUGCAGGGUAUGUGCGGAUAAACCUUGAGAGUGGCGAGGUUGGAUGGUGUUGCUGUGAACAAACCUUUGUUGUUGUUGUUGUUGUUGUCCCCGUUGUUGUUAUGGUGUUAGUAGAGGUGUGUUGUGGCAAUAAUACCAGGAACACUGCAG